AUGGGAGUUUGUGAUUUUUUUUUUUUAAAUGAAAAAGGACAAAAAGAAUUUGUUACUCCUAUUUUAGAUGGACUCAUUCUACCCAGAAUUAUCAGAGACUCUAUUUAUUUUAUUUCUAGGAAAUAACUAGAGUAAUGGGUUAAUUUAAAGUAAUUGAAAAAAAAGUUAUAUAUUCAAGAAAUUAUCGAAUCUAUUGAAUCAAGAAGACAAAAUUUUCAGUUAUUUCUUUAUUUUGGUUUACAAAUUUUUAAUUAGGUUUCGAAUGCCAGGUGGUCGUGUAGUUCUAAUUUUAAUUUUUUAGUAAAUAGAAACCAAUUUGUUGCUGUACUUAGAAAACAUCAAACCAAUAUAUUAAUGUUUUUUAAUUACGAAUUUAUAAGGUGUCAAUAUCAAACAAAACUGUAUACUUAUCUAUUUUACUCAAUAUCAGUUGA
Messenger RNA from Paramecium sonneborni, 434 nucleotides. Lineage: Eukaryota; Ciliophora; Oligohymenophorea; Peniculida; Parameciidae. The record is from the annotation of a GenBank genome assembly.